Messenger RNA from Ctenopharyngodon idella (grass carp), 2452 nucleotides. It is a transcript of the gene htra3a, whose product is annotated as HtrA serine peptidase 3a. Bases 306 to 1772 code for a protein of 488 amino acids. The transcript has 10 exons. Gene Ontology annotation, molecular function: serine-type endopeptidase activity; protein binding. The record is from RefSeq and is a predicted model, not a curated record. Gene Ontology annotation, biological process: proteolysis. Gene Ontology annotation, cellular component: extracellular region. Lineage: Eukaryota; Metazoa; Chordata; Actinopteri; Cypriniformes; Xenocyprididae.
AGUGCACACGAGACAUCAGAGAGAUUUAUCCAGCACUGUAUUUUUUAAUGGCAUAGCACAAGGAACAUAAGAAAGAGUAUCUGAGACUGAACUUCUAAUCUAGGGAAUGAAACGAUACACAUUUCAUGUUAAACGCCAUUACAUCAGCGUGCGAUGCUCAUGGAAAAGUCAGCGGAGCUCUUUGCUGUAUUUUGGACAUCAUAGGCCACGAAUGAAUAUCACAAAAAUUUUUAAAAAAGCUAACUGAACAAACUAAACACACUGACUGAAUUUCUCUCGAAGUGUACCUGAAAACUGAAAAGGGAAUGCUGGUCAUUCUGUUUGCAGCAACAAUGCUCUUUGCGCAGGACCUCGCCGUGGCCGAGCCGAAGACGAAAUGUUCAUCCAGGUGUGAUGUGAGUAAAUGUCCGAGCCCGAGCUGUCCGAGCGGGUAUGUGCCCGACCACUGCAACUGCUGUCUUGUGUGCAGCCUUGGCGAGGGAGAGUCGUGCGGUCGGAAGGAUGAUGCUCCGUGUGGCGACGGGCUAGAAUGUAAAUUUCCAGCCGGAAAGCGACUUUCCAAAGGCGUUUGCCAGUGUAAGGCAACUCACAGAGUGUGUGGCAGCGACGGAAAGACCUACGGUAAUGUGUGCAAGAUGAGGGCAGCCGCGCGUAAAGCCCAACAACGAGGGCUUUCCGUUAUUACCCAAACGCACAAGGGUUCAUGCGCGCCAUCAAGCUCAGGUCCUGCACAUCUGAACAGCCCAAGGUAUAAGUUUAACUUCAUCGCUGAUGUUGUGGAGAAGAUUGCCCCUGCUGUGGUACACGUCGAGCUCUUCCUCAACCAUCCGCUCUUUGGUCGUCAUGUACCUUUGUCAAGCGGUUCUGGAUUCAUAAUGACGCAGACAGGUCUGAUUGUGACCAAUGCACAUGUGGUAGCUAGUAGUGCAACAGUAACGGGACGCCAGCAUCUACGAGUUCAGCUACACGAUGGCCAAACCUAUGAGGCCUCCAUCAGAGACAUCGACAAGAAGUCUGACAUCGCAACUAUCAAAAUUAAUCCAAAGAAAAAAUUACCAGUGUUGUCACUGGGUCAGUCUGCUGAUUUGAGGCCUGGUGAGUUUGUGGUUGCCAUUGGCAGCCCAUUUGCUCUUCAGAACACAGUCACAACAGGCAUCGUCAGCACAACACAGAGAGAUGGAAAAGAGCUCGGCAUCCAAGACUCUGAUAUGGACUACAUCCAGACUGAUGCUAUCAUCAAUUAUGGAAACUCAGGAGGUCCACUUGUCAAUCUAGAUGGUGAGGUAAUCGGAAUAAACACACUUAAAGUUACUGCAGGGAUCUCUUUUGCCAUUCCGUCAGACCGAAUCAGCAAGUUCCUUGAUGAAUCCAAUGAUAAACAGAAGAAAGUCAAACAAAGGGUAGUCAGGACAAACUUCACGCAGUCUCAAACUGUGAAGACUGCCUCAGAUAUAAAAGGCCCCAAGAAAAGAUUUAUUGGAAUCAAAAUGGUCACUUUAACAGAGAACAUUGUCCAGGGGUUAAAAUGGCACAAUCCAGACUUUCCAGAUAUUGGCAGUGGAAUUCUUGUCCAUGAAGUUGUCCCGGAUUCCCCAGCUCAGAAGGGUGGGCUUGAAACAGGUGAUAUUAUAGUGAAGCUAAACGGCCAUCCAUUGGUCAACACUGGAGAAUUACAGGAGGCGAUUCAGGGAGACAUGCCCCUCCUUCUGGAAGUUCGGCGUGGUAAUGAUGAUCUACUAUUCAACAUUGAACCUCAUAUCCUUAUGCAAUGACAGUGGCAGAGACGUGGACAGUGGAGUGAUCUGAAGAACAAGAUCAAGUGGAGAAGAUUGGUAAAGACUGAAGUGUGCUUGAGUUUCUACAGCUGGAUGAAAGUGUGAAGAAAGUAAAGCACAAUUUACAUAUGUCAUUGCAUCUGGGCUUCAAAGGACAAAUGCAGUAACAAUUGCCUAGUAUGCCCACUGGAUCUUCAGACCAUUUUCAUCAUUUUUAAUAAAUUAAUUAAUUGUUAUUAAUGUCAUUCUAACUCCAAAGUAAUACAGUGCCUUUCUGUCUAGACUGACUUGGUUUUCACAAUAAAGAUCAAUUAUCAUUUUGAAAAAUAAAAAAAGAGGCAUUUUGUCAAUACACUUUAGAUUUACGCUGCUGAAUGCUUUUGGCACAUGAAGUGUAUCAUUUUCAUUUGAUUUGAUAUCAUUGCUUAAAGGAAAUACACCAGUCGCAGUAGUCUUUGCACAUAGCUUUUGUAAAGGCAAACGCUAAUAUUGUUUAUUAGUUUAUUAAAUGCAAAAUAUUUGUACAAUGAAUAUGUGUUUUGAUAAAUGAAUAUUGAAUAGGCUAUACUCUUAAAUAACUAUUAUUUUUCAAAGCUGAUUUACAAUGUCUAGCACUGUUUCAACACUGUUUUUAUAAUGACUUUUUGAAUGUCAAGUAAUAAAUGCUCAGAAUUAUA